Schistocerca cancellata (South American locust) is the source of this 1128-nucleotide messenger RNA. Its product is annotated as cuticle protein 19. The coding region runs from base 104 to 631 and encodes 175 amino acids. The transcript is spliced from 3 exons. The record is from RefSeq and is a predicted model, not a curated record. Gene Ontology annotation, cellular component: extracellular matrix. NCBI's taxonomy places the organism in Eukaryota, Metazoa, Arthropoda, Insecta, Orthoptera, Acrididae.
GACCGCGGACUUGGCUCCUCAGUCCACUGGCCGGUACCGCACGAGGCACCACAGCUCAGCCCAGCUCUCCACCUCUCACCGUCCACAGCCCAGCAGACCAGCCAUGAGGGCCGUAACGCAGUUGCUGACCGCCGCGAUGCUGGUGGCGACGUGCCGCGCCGGCUACCUGGGAGGCUACGGCGGCUACGCCGCCGCCCCCGCCGCCUACGCCGCCGCUCCCGCCGCCUACGCCGCCCCCGCCUACGCCGCCGCUCCCGCCAUCGUCAAGACCGCCUAUGCCGCCCCCGCCAUCGUCAAGGCCGCCGCCCCAGCCGUCGACUACUACUCGUACCCCAAGUACGCUUACGAGUACGGCGUUAACGACCCGCACACCGGCGACGUGAAGCGGCAGUGGGAGGAGCGGGACGGCGACGUGGUGCGCGGCGAGUACUCGCUGCUCGAGCCGGACGGCACCACCCGCACCGUCACCUACACGGCCGACGCGCACAACGGCUUCAACGCCGUGGUGCACCGCUCCGGGCCCAGCACGCACCCCGCCACCGCCGUGGCCGUGCCCGCCGUCGCCAAGUACGUGGCCGCGGCGCCCGCCAUCGUCAAGUCCGUCGGCUACGGCGGCUACGGCUACCACUGACGAUGACGAACCACCCUCCGCCGCGCGCCGAGGCCGGGCGUCGGGCUGACCGGGCCCUCCCCUCCCCACCAACUCCCCUCCCCAUUCCUACCGCCCCUCCUCCGCAUCGCUGCUGGCCGCCGUUCACAACCCCCCAGUCGGUGGACGGCUGCUGCGGUACCGUCGCCAUCGGGACAUCGCCACACGUAAAACUGCUACAUCCUAGUCGACACACACUUCUGCAGCAGUGCAUCACCAACACCACCCGCACUAACCACUCUUCGCAGAACAGUGCUGAACGCGUCCAUUUCCACCCGUCGCUGCCACUAUUUCUUCAAUCGCCGUAUCUGUACCAGUUUACAUCGACACAUCUACCAUUCCUCAGCCUUCGAACAUCGCGAGUCGCUAGCCUCUGAAGUCAAAAUCGUCUGGGUUGCUAGGCUGCAUCAUAUUUCUUCAAACAAUAUACGUUUCGACCCCUCUGCUGGCACUGUCUUCCGGAUCCUGUGGUGCCCAUC